UAUAAAUAAAACAAUAAUUCAGAAUCAAACACUUGAUUUUAUAAAAAUGUUGAGCGUGGUUCUAACUUUAUUUGCAAUUUUAAUUUCCGCUCAAGUUCAGUGUUUUCAAAAUGAAUCAUCUAAUUCCUUGGAAGAACAACAAAGUUAUAUUGAACAAAGUGGAUGUCUUGAAGAAGGUGUAACAAUGGAAGAAGCUUUAGAAUAUACAAAUGAUGAUAAAGGCUUUGAAUAUACAAAACAACUUGUUGAAAAACAACCGAAUCUUAAAUGUUAUUCUGCUUGCAUUUUUGAAUCUAGGAAUUUAACGAUUGGAUGUAUCGUGAGGUUCAGUGAAGAAUUGGAAGAAGACAUGGAUGAAAAUGAACUUAAAAGUUAUAAGCAAAUGCAUUCUUGUGCUAGUAGAUUAAUUAAACUUAAUGACCGAUGUGAAUGUGCAUAUGAAAUAGUUAAAUGUUUGGAAGAGUUUAAAGAAAAUGAGAAAAAUAUAAAAACUUGAGUUAAUAUUCAAUUUACUUAGGUA
Messenger RNA from Episyrphus balteatus (marmalade hoverfly), 520 nucleotides. RefSeq lists its product as uncharacterized. Gene Ontology annotation, molecular function: odorant binding. The transcript is spliced from 2 exons. Lineage: Eukaryota; Metazoa; Arthropoda; Insecta; Diptera; Syrphidae. Bases 47 to 496 code for a protein of 149 amino acids. The record is from RefSeq and is a predicted model, not a curated record.